Molecule: messenger RNA, 543 nt
Organism: Penicillium cosmopolitanum
Lineage: Eukaryota; Fungi; Ascomycota; Eurotiomycetes; Eurotiales; Aspergillaceae
Exons: 1
Coding region: 1-543 (180 amino acids)
Source: RefSeq, a predicted model, not a curated record
AUGACUGCAAACUUGCAGUCAUUAUCAGCGACAGUCUCUACCUCAAUCGAUGGGUCCAAACCGGAGAGGCCAGACCAAAACCCAGACGAGUAUUCCAUUGAUUUGAACGAUAUCCUGGAGGAAUUUGAAUCCGGAGCAAUCGAAGACGAUGUAAUUCAGAUUUCCGAGCCAUCCCAUAAUAAUUCGCAACAGCUGGCUGUUUCGCUGCGAUCUCCUCGGUCUAAAUCGCCAACCGCAAUUUGCCUAGAUCUAUCAGAAGGGCCCCAGCAGCUUUCCGAAACCCCUUCCAGGGCAGAGUCCAUAUCUGAAAGAGUCAGCAGCCUUGCGCAGGAAAUUCCUAGCAUCUGGUCCUUUGACUAUCAGAUGGGAACCGAUCCAUAUACUAGAGCUUUAUCCAGCAACCAAAGCUGCAGAAUGAGAUUGAACAAGGAUUGGACUGAAACCAAUUCCCCAUUUUCGGAUCACAUUCAAAGCUUGCGCACAACCCUUAAAAGCAAGGUGGACCUCAACACACCUAAGACAGGACCGGCGAUGCUAUUGUGA